This is a messenger RNA of Didymosphaeria variabile, 600 nucleotides long. RefSeq lists its product as uncharacterized. Lineage: Eukaryota; Fungi; Ascomycota; Dothideomycetes; Pleosporales; Didymosphaeriaceae. Gene Ontology annotation, molecular function: hydrolase activity, acting on carbon-nitrogen (but not peptide) bonds. The transcript has a single exon. The annotation marks the transcript as partial. The record is from RefSeq and is a predicted model, not a curated record.
AGUUUGGAGGUUACACGGAACGGAUCUCUCCUCAUCGUGGACGACCGUAUCACUGGCAUUUUCUCACAGGAUGAAAAGCCCCCAGCUCUCGCGAAUGAUGUUGAAGUCAUCGACGCUACCGGCAAGAUCAUCACCCCAGGCUUUGUCGACACGCAUCGCCAGAACUGGCAAACCAUGUUUCGACAUCUGCCUGUUCCCAACGUCAUGGCGGACUAUUUCAUCAACACAAUGAACACGCAGGUGCUACAGACCAUACAGCCGGAGGACAUCUACAACACUCAGCUUGUGAGUAUAUACGAAGGACUGGAAACUGGGGUGACGACGCAAUUGGAUCAUGCUCACCAUCCUCCGGGUCUGGCUCGUGCCGAAGCCGCGCUGAGGGCUUCCAUGGACAGCGGCGCUAGGAUCUUCCACGCGUUUACCGUGGGGACCAACGGCUUUGAUACGCCGAUAGCCGACCAGGUAGCGGAGUUCAAGAAGCUCUCUGAAAUUUACGGAGAUGCCCUCAAUAAGUCUAUCGUUAGCUUGGGCGUCUCCUGUGAUGCGUUCAGCCGCAAGACCGAGGAAGAGCUUGAGCCCGUUCUAGCGUUGAUACGGUAA